Molecule: messenger RNA, 1185 nt
Organism: Saccostrea echinata
Lineage: Eukaryota; Metazoa; Mollusca; Bivalvia; Ostreida; Ostreidae
Exons: 1
Coding region: 1-1185 (394 amino acids)
Source: RefSeq, a predicted model, not a curated record
AUGUCAUUGAAAAAUAUCAGAGAGAUUCCAGGAAGAUGGAGAGAGGAUGGUAAUUCAAUUCAGAGCUUGAUAUCAGAGUUCCAGAAAAGAUAUUCAUUAAUUCAAUCAACAAUAGCUGAAAACCAGUCUAUUCUUGAAUCAAAUGAUUCAUCCAAACUUCUCAAAUACAUUUCCAAAAAUGACAAAAUUACAACUAUUCCUUCCAGAUAUGAAUUAAAAGUGCCAGAAUUCACUUUCACAGAACUUAUGGAGCAGGCACUGUGUCAGAUAAUUGGUGACAUUCCAGAGACAAAGAAAACUUAUAUCCAGGGAAAGGACUUAAUAGCUCCCCACUCAGAGCUCCAUUCAGAAAGACCAAUCAAAGAGUUUCUUGAUUCGCCACUUAUAGUAGGAAAUAUAAAAACUGAUGAAAGUAUUUUCAAAAUAGCUUGUGUUCCAAACACAGAUCAAUUCUAUGUCAGUGGUUUGAGUACAACCAUUAAACACAUGAACACAGAAGGAAAGGUGCUGGAGAAGAUCACUACUACAGGGAUGUUAGGUCCUAAAGAUUUAACAGUCACUCGGGAGGGUGUACUAGUGUAUUGUUCUGGUAAUUUUAAAAGUAUCAACAAAGUAAAAAAUGGCAAAGUAGAAUGUAUGAUCAGUUUAAAAGACUGGAAACCACAGGCCAUCUGCAGCACCCAAACAGAUGAUCUCUUAGUAUAUAUGACAUUAAAGCAUGGAUUUGAAAUGUUUGUGCAAAGAAAAGUUGUCCGUUAUAAUUUCGACUCUGCAGUCAGACAAGAAGUACAAUUAAGUGUCGUGAACAAGGAUUUAAUGUCAUCCUAUGUUCCCCACAUUGAUGAAAACAAGAACCUUGACAUUGUAGUGAGUGAUACAAAUUCAAUAUUUGUGUUCAAUAAAGAUGUGCGAUUCAGGUUUAUUUAUUGUGGAAACCCAAUGUCAAACAAAUACAAAACCUUUACUCCAUGUGGUAUUACCACAAACAGUAUUUGUCAUAUCUUGAUUGGUGACAGUGUUAAUAACUUCAUCCACAUCAUUGAUCGGAAUGGACAAUUCCUCCGGCAUAUAGACAACUGUGAUUUAUACAGUCCAUAUUGUGAUCUCUGUACAGACAGCAAUGACAUAUUGUUCGUUGUGCAAUUAAUAACCCAGGAAGUGAAACAAAUUAAGUAUAUGGAAUGA